Sceloporus undulatus (fence lizard) is the source of this 6168-nucleotide messenger RNA. It is a transcript of the gene KLF11, whose product is annotated as Kruppel like factor 11. The record is from RefSeq and is a predicted model, not a curated record. NCBI's taxonomy places the organism in Eukaryota, Metazoa, Chordata, Lepidosauria, Squamata, Phrynosomatidae. Bases 789 to 2231 code for a protein of 480 amino acids. The transcript has 4 exons. Gene Ontology annotation, biological process: regulation of transcription by RNA polymerase II. Gene Ontology annotation, molecular function: RNA polymerase II cis-regulatory region sequence-specific DNA binding; DNA-binding transcription factor activity, RNA polymerase II-specific.
UCUCCAGAUUCAUAGUCCAACACUCAAACCACUAGCCAUCCUGGCUUUGCUUCACACUAACUUCAUGAUAUUCAUGUUUUUGCUUCCCUCCGAGGCUGAGAGAGUGUGACUUGCCUAAGGUUACCCAGUGGGUCCCCAUGGCUGAUUCGAUCCUUGGUCUACAGAGUCGUAGCUUGACACUCAAAGCACUACACCAGGCUGGCUCUCAGUUUAUAUAUAUAUAGAUAUAGAUAGAUAGAUACACACACACACACACCCUCUGUCUGGCCAAUGGACUUUGUACCCACAAAGUCCACGUUCCAGAUAAAGAGGUGCAUCUACAUCUAAAGCUGAGAGCCAUCCUAGUGUAGUAGUGCUUGGAGUAUCAAGCUAGGACUCUGUUAUCCAGAUUCCAAGGUGAGGGAUCCCCCUCGCUGUCUCUUGAACCCACUCCAGUGUGGCUCAUCCACCCCAACAAAACCCAUCAUGGGGCGGGACCCUUUCGCUUGCAGGCCUUUUUACUCAGCCUGGAGUUCAUGAAGUUCCUGGCCGUGUGCAUUGAGCCUGGGAGACUCCUUUCCUUGGACAACAACAACCCCAGUUGUGACGGAUGGAUGACAGUGCUAGGGAGUGUGGGGCUUUGGCAGGAAGGUGCCUGGAAGAGAAGCUGGAAGCAUGAGCUGUAGACCUGAGUUGACAUUGUGGACAUCUAUGAAUCCAUACGCGAACGACAGCGUCAUGACAGUGAAAGGUCUACUUGUAGCACCUUGGAGCAGAAUGACAUAGAAGCAGUUGAGGCGCUUGUUUGUAUGAGUUCCUGGGGUCAAAGAUCACAGAAAAAUGAUCUGCUAAAGAUAAGACCUCUUACACCUGUCUCAGACUCUGGUGAUUUUGCAAUGCACACUGAACCCACAUCUGAUUUACCCAAGGAUUAUAACUUCUUAUCUACACUGUGUAUGACACCGCCAUAUAGUCCAGAUUUUGUCGAGCCUUCCACAACAGCACCUCUCACAUCGCAAGCCACUUAUUCAAAAUCUAGGACAGUGAAGACAAACUUGUCUGCCUGCCUAGUCACUCCUCCAGGUUGUGCUGUUGCUGCAGCCUAUCCAUCUGCUCCGAUCAUGGAGGUGCCAUCCAGCCAGAAGCCAGCCAGAUCUGAGCAACCUGUUCCUCCGCUUUGUAGAGCCAUGGCAACAAGCGUGAUCCGUCACACAGGUGACAGUUCUAGUUACUCCCGCAUUCCUGGUGUGCAAGUGAAAGCAGAAAUGGUAUCGGGCAGCAACACUUCUACAGAUCUCCGCCACCACCGUGAAACAGCGCCAGAGGAGCAACAUUCCAAAGUGUCACAGGACUGCCAGACUGCAGAUAGCUUAGCCUGUGAUCCUUCCCCAGUACACGAGGCCUACUUGCACAACUCAGGUUGUUCUAGGGUUGCCAGUAAGGAACUGCAGAGGCUCACUUCAGAGCAGACACCCUUUCCAAAGAAUGGCAGUGAUAAUGAUUUGCUGCAAAAGACCCCUCCACUUUUACCCACUCCCCUUUCAAGCCCACCAGUGCUCUGCCAAAUGAUUCCCUUGGAAGGACAGAGAGGUAUGGUCCCUGCCUUUCUAAAACCCUCUCCUCAGACUGCAACAACUGUCAAACCCAUCUUACCCCACACAGCUCCAGUUCCCCAGCCGGUUCUGGUGGGACCUUCCAUGCCUCAGGGGACUGUUAUGUUUGUUCUUCCGCAGGCUACUGUUGCCCAGGCACCGUCAUGCCAACAAACAGUGAUGUCUGUUGGGAAUACGAAGCUGUUGCCUCUAGCCCCUGCUCCUGUUUUCAUUGCCUCGGGUCAAAGCAGUGCACCUUUAGUGGACUUUUCCCGGAGGAGGAAUUAUGUUUGCAAUUUUCCAGGCUGCAGGAAAACCUAUUUUAAAAGCUCUCACCUGAAAGCUCACCUACGUACACAUACUGGAGAAAAACCUUUCACCUGUAGCUGGGAAGGUUGUGAUAAAAAGUUUGCCCGCUCCGAUGAACUUUCUCGUCACCGCAGAACUCACACAGGGGAGAAGAAAUUUGCAUGUCCAGUCUGUGACCGUCGUUUCAUGCGUAGCGAUCACCUGACAAAACAUGCUCGGCGUCACAUGACCACAAAGAAGGUGCCCAGCUGGCAGGCAGAAGUGGGUAAACUGAACAGAAUUGCCACUGUGGAAAAGCCCAGAAGUGAGAGUGCUUUGAGCAUGCUUCUACCUAUGUUGUCUUCUGGCUAACAGGCCUUUGUGUGAAAAAUGGACAUUUCAAGAAGAAUUUGGGUGGUUCCAAAAAUACAGCUUGGACUAAUUUUUCUCUUCUUUUUGUUAAUCCCUUGAGUUAUGCUUUUAUAUUGGGAAGGGGGAAAACAUGUAAAAGUCUUCUGACCUAUGCCGUUUCUCCCUAGUCCCCUUUUAUUUCAAGCCCUAUUUAACCAUUAAGUUCCACUCUGUCAUAUUCUCCCUGUCUCAGCAUUCUGAGGCAUUCACCAGCACUUUAGAAAAAUAAACAUUGGAGCUUGAGGGCAGUGAGGUUGGGUGUUGGCACUGGGUUGUUUCUGAAACCACAUUUUCUCUUGAGUAACAGUACCUGAUAGGAAGUGAAACAGCAUGUCCUCCUGCCUCCCCUCCAAUUUUUAUAAUAGUUUUUCCGCACAUUUUGUAUUUGUUCAGCUGCAGCCUGAUCUUACAGUUUCCUUUUGAGAGGAAUGGUAAUCGGAGCAAUCCUUUGGAAGCUCUUUUUGUUGAAAACUAUCCAAACUGGUUAAUGGUAUCUAGAACUUGGAAGUUCCCAAAGACUAUUAGGUUCUGUGCUUCAGUCUAACUUGAACUAGGUAAGAGUGCUAUAACUGGCCAUUAACUCUGGAAAAACCAGUUUAGAAAAACCAGUACUUGGACAUGCUAAUGUAGGAGCAAAGUGUUUUUUUGCCGUUCCAGAGAUUAGGACAUGGAGCAAUGGAUUCAAGCUACAGGAAAAGAGAUUCUACCUAUACAUUAGGAAGAACACACUGCCUCAGAGAGUGGUGGAGUCUCCUUCUAUGGAGUUUUUUAAACACAGGCUGGAUGGCCAUCUGUCAUUGGGAAGUGCUUUGAUUGUGUGUUCUUGUAUGACAGGGGGUUGUGGUCUCUUCCAACUCUAUGAUUCUAUGAUUCUAAUGUGUUAGUGAAAGGAAAUCAAUCAGUUGACAUCAAACCAUACCUAUUGGCCAAGAUUUUAUAUUGUUUACUUAGCUCUGAAUGCAUAACUAAAAAAGUCUUUUCACCCAACCCACCAAAACUACCAUUAACAGCCAGUAGCCACACUGAGCAAUGGAGGUCUGUUCUGGCAAUUGAGAACACAGCAAGAUGAUACAGCCCCCUCCUGCCAUAAAGUGAAACUUUACUGUGUUUUUGGCUUCCACGGAAGACUGAAGUACACCCUUAGAUCUAUCUUUUGCAUUGACUAGGAAAUGAGGCUUUAACUUUGGUUAGAUUACGACCUUGAUUUGUUAGGUUAGGGACGUUUAAAGGAAACACUCGACCAUACUGAACUAUCAUGUUUAUCUAAAAUAAAGGAUUUGUGGUCAAAGUUGAAAAUGCACUGCUCUCAUCUUUUUUUUUACCAUCUGAACAAGUACUUGGAGACUUCUUAGCAUUGAAGUAUAACUGAAAGAGUUCCAACUUGAAGGUCUGAUGGAGGAUGAGCAAUGCAAAACAGGUUGUUUGUAGCAUGUUCACUGGUUUUGGUUAGUUGUAGCUCCAAAUGAAAUCCACAGUGGUCUACUCACAUAUUAAGAGUCUGCCUCCCUCUCCUCCCUGGCUAGUGUGCUCUUAGGUAUCUGCCAGCUCUCUACAUGCUGGAAAGGUAGCAGCAACAGGAGAAUGCAUCCAGCUGACAGAUGCAGUCCAUUCAAUGGAAGACACUCAUUGGGUACUCAUUGAGAGGAAAUUAUAACACUUGUAGAAUACCACAGAUUAAUUAUGAAUAGUUCCAGGACAGAUGUUGCUGUCUCAAAAUGCCUUUAGAGUUCUACAAUGUUUUAUGAAAACAGUGAUGCUGCUAUUAUGGUAGUCUUCCCUCCCCACUCCCCCCACCCCCGGGACUGGAACAUUUGAUGAGAAAAAUUUGAAAGGCUUGCUAAUUACAGUGUUGCUGUUUCUUGUCUUUCAGAGAGUAUUGAGAGAACUGAAUUAGGGGACACAGGCAAACCACUCCGCUAGCACUUCAGAUGAUGUGCUAAACUUUCCAUGCUUAUAUUUAAUCAAGCUGAGAAAAUUGUUUCGUAUGAUUAUGUGAAAGCAUGUUGUAUAUGUGUGUGGUAUAAUACUGACACUUCUUUAGUAUCUGAAACCAGAUUGACCUCCCAUAACUGCUACAUCAAUUAGAUAUCUUUAUUAUUAAGCUAAGGUUGCAGUAUAGUUACCUUUGUUUGAGGGCAUUUAUCAGAGAUAAAUUUGGGAUUGAAAAUUGCAAGUAGAACCCUUCAAUUUUAUUUUUUAAAAUUUGCAUCAGUCCAGAGCUUGGAAAUGUUGCCCUCUAAAUUCCUGUCAGCAUGACUAGGGAAAUCUGGAAGCUGUAGUCCAGAAAAGUACAUUUUCCAAGCUUUCUGCUGGUGUAUUUUUUUCCCUGAGUAAUGCUGGUGCAGUUCUGGUGCAUAGGGUUGCUGGUGUUUUUACUGGCUGCCUUUGUGCUUCUAGGAAAAAGGAUAAUCUGCAGAAAUUUAAGAGGGGAAGUUUACCUAUCACAUAAUCAGCAUGCUAUGAACUGUUAAUAAAAUGCAGUGUCUACUGGACUGUGCUUAGUGGGAAAGUUGGCAACCUUGUGUGUUUGGCAACACUUUGGGUUGGAGAGCCUUCAGAACUAUUACUGUCACUAUGCUACAGUCUAAGCAUUUGUCUGCCAGUGCAUAUACUGUUAAAUUUAAAGAGAGUAACUCAUGAAAGUUGAGCAUAACAGGUGCAACUAUUUCUUUGUCUUGAAAGAAGAGCAAAUAGAAACAGUUCCCAAUGAGGUGGGAAUCAACCGUUGCCUUGGGCUGAAGGGUAUCUUUCAACUUGGCCUGUAUUCAUAACAUUCACAAUAUUGUAAAUGGGUGUCCUUUGACGUGAGAUAAUGCUAAGCUUGUGACCUAAGAAGCCAAGUGGAUCCUUCACCCGUGUAUUAUGUGAAUUGGGAAUUUCUGGCUCUUCAGAAAUGUGACUUCCAUGACAUCUCAUCAGUGACUAGCUGAUAGAAAUUGCUCAAGAAUAUGUAGGUUUGUGGGGUUUUUUGUUUUGUUUUUGGAGUUUUGGAAUAGGAAGUUUAUUGGGCUCCAAGCAGGAUAUAUCCUGAAUGAUACUUUACUGAGUAACUAUAUAUUGUCCACAAAUAUUUGAAAUGGGCAAAAAGUGGCCCAUGGGAACCCCUUCCAGGCUGUUUUUCUAGCGGCCCAGGAGUCCCACUGUGCAGCUGAAAUGUGCAAAGUGUGCAGCUUGUACCUGCAAACACGGUGUUUGAUCCCCAGACACCUUGCUUGAAGGAAGAAGUGGUAAAAAUGAGCAUCCUCCUCCACAUCAGUGGCAUUGGGUUGGUGGUAGGGGUCCCCAUCUGUUAACAAGCCAUAAUCCAGAUAUAGAAACUGCACGCUCUUAUAUGUGUGUGUUUUCAAUCUACCAUACAUAAUCUUUAUCUGUCAGAGCAAGUGCCAGCUGUAGGAUAGGUAUCCCUCUGAAACAAAUCAAAAGGUGGAAAACAAAGAAUAAAGUUGUUUGUGUGUGUGUGUGUUUAAUGCUCAUCUUGUUCAGUGUUCAGUUUGGAGCUUGUGAGAAGUGGAAAAAAUGCAGUGUGCAUAUGAAACCAAACUACAGCAGUUCCAUUUCUUUGAAACUACUCUUCCCCUUCUGCUUUUCCUAGGUGUCAUUCCACUGACAUUCAUAAAAAGUUGCCUGAAAUCAAAACGUUUCCCUUGUCUGAGAGCCUUUUGAAAAGUUUCCCAGUUUCUAAUCCUGAAUACUAGCUAUCUGAUGUAAGAUUAUGGGAACUUGUUUUAGUGUAGUAAAAUAUUGUGCCUACUAUUUUAUAUGAGUAAACCUUGUUUUGUUCUUCUGUUCAGCAUUUAUUGUGAAACCUCUGUAUUUUUGUGUGUAUAUGCAAAUACUGUUUGUACUUCUUAAAGGGCUGCAUUAUAAUUUCUUCUAGUAAAGUGGAUAUUUGCAUAAA